Penicillium cataractarum is the source of this 1011-nucleotide messenger RNA. RefSeq lists its product as uncharacterized. The record is from RefSeq and is a predicted model, not a curated record. Bases 1 to 1011 code for a protein of 336 amino acids. The transcript has a single exon. Lineage: Eukaryota; Fungi; Ascomycota; Eurotiomycetes; Eurotiales; Aspergillaceae.
AUGAAGGUUUCUUUUGCCGCUCUCCUCACCCUGGCCGCUGCUGCCUCUGCCGCUCCUGCUGGCCUCACCAACUUAGCCGGUCUGACUGGCCUUACCUCCUCCAUCACCAGCCUGGCUGGUCUUCAGGGCAUUACCAAGACCCUCAGCCUUGGUGAUGUUACGAAGCAGCUGGGCGUCAGCAACCUCCCCGUCGUGUCCAAGCUUAGUGACGUGACCUCCCUCCUCCACCUGGGCAACGUUGCUUCCAAGAACGGCAACGCCGCCAUUGUCCAGAACGGCCACAUCGUCCAGGAUCUCGCUCCUGAGCUCAACAACGUUCUGACCAUCACCGGUCCCAACGUUCAGACUCUGCUCCUCGAGCUGAGCCCCGAGGUCACUGCCCUCGUCUCUGGCCUCGGCCUCCCCGGUCUGGGUGUCCCUCUCGGCUCCAUCGUUGCCUCCGCCAGCUCCCUCGGUGAGCUCGUCACUGGUCUCGGCCCUACCGUCGAGGGUCUCGUCACCGUCGUUGGCGCUGAUGUCGGUGCCCUCCUCAUCUCCCUCUCCCCCGAGGUUGCCGGCCUUGUCUCCGGUCUCGGUCUCCCCUCCGUCGGCAUCCCCGUCGGCACCAUCGUUGCUACCAUCGGUACCUCCCUCAAGCGUGAUGCUGCCCCCAGCGAGAUCGUCCAGGACCUCGUCCCCACCGUCGGCCGCAUCCUCACCGUCACCGGCCCCAACUCCAAGCAGCUCCUGAUCAAGCUCUCCCCCUCUGUUGCCGCUCUCGUUAACGGCCUCGGCCUGACCUCCAUCGGUGGCUCCGUCGGCUCCGUCAUCAAGACCGCCGGCAACAUCGGUGACCUCAUCUCUGACCUCUCCGGCCCUGUCAAGGGUCUCCUCACCGUCACCAGCGACGAUGCCCAGGUCCUCCUCAUCCAGCUCUCCCCUGAGGUUACUGCUCUCGUCACUGGCCUUGGCCUCCCCUCCGUCGGUGUCCCCGUUGGCGCCGUCGUUGCCACUAUCAGCAAGAACCUGUAA